Molecule: messenger RNA, 705 nt
Organism: Penicillium daleae
Lineage: Eukaryota; Fungi; Ascomycota; Eurotiomycetes; Eurotiales; Aspergillaceae
Product: class I SAM-dependent methyltransferase
Exons: 5
Coding region: 1-705 (234 amino acids)
Molecular function (GO): methyltransferase activity
Source: RefSeq, a predicted model, not a curated record
AUGAAUUUGGAAAGCCUCGCGAUAAAGGCUAAUCAGCAGCAGUCGCGGAUGAGUUCCCCCUCCGCAGAGGUGACGGGGGUUGAUCUUUCUCCAAUACAGCCUGGCUGGAUUCCACCUAAUCUCUCAUUUAUCAUCGAUGAUGUGACGAGAGAAUGGAGCUUCCAAACCGAGUCAUUUGACUUUAUUCAUGUGCGAUGUUUCGCUGGAAGUAUAGAGGAUUGGUCCACGUUUUUGAAACGAUGCUACCGAUACCUCAAGCCCGGUGGACGAAUCGAGGUCGCCGAAUAUCGUGCAAAGCUAUAUUGUGAUGACGGCUCAUGUCCAGAGGACAGCUAUCUAUAUAAGUGGGAGCGCGAAUUCGAUCGAAUCACAGAGAUACAAGGACGAGAUUGGGAUAUUGCCCCUAAGCUUCCAAGCCUCCUGCGAGAGACUUCUUUCGAAACCGUUGACACGAUCGAACAUGUUUGUCCAUUCGGCACGUGGCCCAAAGACCCCAAGUUGAAGGAAGUAGGUCGCUAUUUCCGAGCUCAGAUGGUCGAGGGUGCUAUGGAAAGCUACUCGCUCGCUUUGUUUACCCGGUUUGGUGGUUGGAGACCCGUUGAGGUGCAGGUUUUAUUGGCGCAUCUACGAGCGGAGAUUCAAUCAAACAAGAUUCAUGCCUAUUCCAAACUUGCCUUUGUCACAGCGCAAAAGCCUAAGAAAUAG